Mytilus trossulus (common blue mussel) is the source of this 2984-nucleotide messenger RNA. RefSeq names its product serine/threonine kinase-like domain-containing protein STKLD1. Gene Ontology annotation, biological process: protein phosphorylation. Bases 61 to 2034 code for a protein of 657 amino acids. The record is from RefSeq and is a predicted model, not a curated record. The transcript has 20 exons. NCBI's taxonomy places the organism in Eukaryota, Metazoa, Mollusca, Bivalvia, Mytilida, Mytilidae. Gene Ontology annotation, molecular function: protein tyrosine kinase activity; protein binding; protein serine/threonine kinase activity.
UUCAGGUUUAAUAUUUUUAUUUUUCAACACAACAACACGCAAGCGCAGACAGAAAGCUUCAUGUUGUCAAGCAUGGAGAACUACAAGAUUGUAAACCAGUUAGGGCAAGGAGCCCAGUCUACCAUUUUUUUGGUAGAGGAUCUGAAAAAUGAGAACAAAACAUGUAUCUUGAAAAAGGUUGAGUGUUUUGAUGAAAGUGAGGCAAACAAAGCUUUUAGAGAGUCUCUGGCUUUACAAGAGUUAAACCAUCCAUAUGUAUCAGGCUAUAAAGAAUUUUUUGUUAUGUGGGAGAAGAAGGAUUCAUCUAUGUACAUGUGUAUAGCAAUGGACUACUUCCCAAAAGGCCAUCUUGGUCAAUAUAUUGAUGAAAAAAGACAGAGCAAAGAAAUUAUUCAAGAAGAGAAAAUAAAGACUUGGAUUGGACAGAUAAUAGAAGCCUUAGUAUAUGCACAUGAGAAGGGAAUAAUUCACAGAGAUGUUCGACCCAAUAAUAUGUAUGUAAAUGAGGAUGGUAAUUUGGUUCUUGGAGAUUUUUCUGUUGCCUCUGUAAUGGGAGAUACCAGAACAUGUACAAGAUCAACACUAGAUAUAACUAACUACAUAGCUCCAGAAAUGACUGACAAGUUUACCAUGGCAUCUGAUGUGUGGGCCUUUGGUUGUAUUUUAUUGGAGCUGACAACCACAUCCCUAUAUACACAAGAAGAAAUUAUGGAUAAAAUCAGAGACAUCAAGGAAGAUUCAUUUGUAAUGGAACAGAUAUUUGAAGAAAUUUCAAGGUUCUAUUCAAGUGAUAUAAUCAGCUUACUUAGAAAUACUUUGAAGAGAAAUAAAAGACCAACAGCCAGAGAAUUGCAGGACAAAAAUAAUUAUGUACAGGAAUGUGUAAAAAGAAGUGAUGCUUCACAGUUAGAGAAGAGAAAGAGGAGAGAAUCCAUUAUAAUACCAAAAGACAAAACUGAAUUGCCAAAAGGCCAAGGAAUAAGACCAGUAGUACAGUAUCUUGCCAAUAUGGUUGAUUAUGAAGACAAUGUUAGAUCUGCUUUGGAGUAUCUUGUAGAACUUGCAAAGGAAGUUGAAGUGUUUGAAAUUGAUGCCAGCGGGAAACGUAUGAUUAAAGCUGCCAUGCGAAAUAAUCUGCUAGAUAAAGACAUACAAAUAGCUGGCUUUAAUAUACUUAACAGUUUAAUUAUAACAGCAUUAAGAGAAGCACAAACUGAUGAUGUUUUGUUCACACCAGAGAUUAUAUCUAUUGUGCCUGUUGCUAUGGAGCACCAUGAAGCAUCAGCAGAACUCCAACAGUCUGGUGCAGCACUUUUAAUGGCAUUAGCCUCACAAGAGGGUGCAGCUGAGGUAAUAGGUCUCUAUGGAGGUGUAGAACACAUUAUUACUGCACUUAAGACACAUCCUAACAACCCUGAGUUGUGUUCAACAUGUUGCCAUGCUUUGUGGAGUCUGGCAGUUGUGGAGGAUAAUGUAAAGAUAGCCACAGAACAGAAAGCCAUAUCUCAUGUCUGUGGGGCGCUGAAGACACAUAUGAACUCACCAGAUGUGGCAGAAGCUGCUUCAGCUGCUCUCCUGUCCCUAACACUAAAUGAUGAGAAUUUUGACAAUGUGGGAGACUUGGACUGUGUUGGGUUAUUAAUUGAUGCAAUAGAAAAACAUAUGAAGAAUGCAAAAGUUGUGAAAAAUGCUUGUCUAGCGUUGGCCAGUCUAGUUGAACCAGAUGAGGAAAGUGCAUACAGAGUAUUGACCAAUGAGGUUUCAACUGGAGGUCAUGUGGCAGGAGUUCCCAUUAUACUUAAAGCCUAUGACCUUCACAAGGACAAUGCUGAGGUUGUGGAAAGUAUUGUGUCAUUAGUAAUGGAAUUAUCAGAAUAUGAUGAUGUGUGUGCUGAAAUGAAACAUUUAAAUGUCGGACCAAAUCUUCUAUCACAGAUAUUUAAAAGGUUUAAAGAAAAUAGGGAUAUAAUGGACCCAUGUGAAAAGGCUUUAGGAAAGCUACAGUUAAUAUCUGGACAGAAAGCUAAAGCAUAAUCAAAUACCCAUCAUGCACCUGAUUGCUCAUUGAACUAAGAUGUGAACUCUAGACAGUCCAUAUGGAUUGGAUCAGAAUAAAGAGUGAACUUUAACAAUAUUUUAUGGUUGAGAAGAUAAUAUGUAUUGUAAAGAUAAACACUAAACAGAAUAUGCACCAUAGAAUAUUUUAUUUAAGCAUUAGUCUUUUGUAGCAUGAUAACUGCCAAAACAAUGAGGAACCAAUUUGACAGGAAUAAUGUAUUAUUUAGGGCCUUUAUAAAAACUUUGAUGAAAAAAUGGUCACACUUGAAAUUGCAAGGCUAACUUUUGUUUUGGAAAGAAUGAAUAUUACAAAUAUCAACACUAAGAAGGUUUCUAAAAGGUUACAAAUAGUAUUAACUAGUAUUAAAAUGGUAUAUUUGAUUCAUUUGGCAGAAUUCAGUUUUUUUAGCAAGAUUCUGACAUUUUAUACAUGUAUAUUAUUAGUUUUAAGUCCACAAGCAAUCAUAUCUUAUGUGUAUUUUUGAAUCUAAAAUAUGGCAUUCUUUAUGACACGUAAAAAUGGCAAUAAAAUAUAGUUUUGAUUGACUGCAAGUAUCUUAUGUUAUAUAUACAUAUGCAGGUCAGAAGAUAAAUUUAUAUUGUUACUUAUUUAUCGUUGAGAGCCUUUGGUGCCAGUUUGAAAGAUAUUGUAAAUUAAGGGAUGUUAGAAUUACAAUGUUGAGUAUUUUUGUGUCUUAGACUGAAUAAUAUGGUACAAUUUACUGGUAAUCAGUAUUUUUAUAGUCCAUGCCAUACACUGAACUCAAACUACUAUUGUAUUAUUUGUGAAUUUCAUGUUUUGUAUGACACAUUUUAUCUGUGAUAUUGUCAACUGUGAUUUGUUUUUUAUUCUUAUUGUUUUUAAGACGUGUUAUGUAUAUGGUAUUUUUUAUGACAUUUUUAUCAAAUAAAAUUAAAAAACCUUU